Molecule: messenger RNA, 3159 nt
Organism: Caenorhabditis auriculariae
Lineage: Eukaryota; Metazoa; Nematoda; Chromadorea; Rhabditida; Rhabditidae
Source: the annotation of a GenBank genome assembly
AUGGCUCAAUAUGACUACUGGCCGCGGUAUGGGAAUGAAAACUAUUCACUUGUGAGUUUGAUUAAACGAAAUAAUAGGAAAAUGAGUGAUUCUUUGUAGAUUUUACCGUUAGAAGACUCUUUCGACCCGGUUUCCUCGACCCAAUGGAUGCAACGGAAUUGGCUGCAUUCCAUCACGGCUUCCGUGGCUUAUGUUGUACUCAUUUUCGGUGGACAAAAGGUUCGUAUUCUCAUUUUUUUAAGGAAACAGUUUGACAACUCCUCACUUGUGUAAAAUAUUUUUUUGGAGAGAUUUUAUUUUUUUUUGUUUUUCAGAAAGAAAAAGUUUUUAUUUAAAGUUUCGGUGAAAAAUUUACUAAGACUGUGUCAACAGAACACUGCAUUGCAUUGAAAUUUUAAAUUUUUUUCGAAAAAUAGGGCUUCUAAUUCUUUUUUUAAAAGGGUCAGAAGAUCGAUUUUUAACGGAUUUAUCCAAUUUUUAACACUACUAGGUUGCUUUUUUUUUUUUACUUUUUAGAAUGUAGAAAAAGUUCGGAGAAAAAAUGUCAUAUUUUGUCAAUAGUUAUAUUAUUUUUUUCGGAUAUCUUAAUUUUGUAGCUAAUGGAAAGCCGCAAGCCGUUCGCCUUGGAUGGUCCGCUUUUUGUUUGGAACUCAGUACUGGCCAUUUUUUCCAUCCUCGGCUUUGUUCGGAUGACGCCCGAGUGGCUCUGGAGCUGGCAUGGCGAUGGGUUUCAAUUUUUUAUUUUUUCAAACAAAAAUUGGUAUUUUUUUCAGAAAUUCAUUCACUUACUCGGUUUGUACGGCUUCGUUCGCCCAGGGCGUGACUGGAUUUUGGACUGAGCAAUUCGCCAUGAGCAAGGUGAGAAUGGGGGCUGAUUGAACAAUUUUUUCAAGACUUUUUAAUUAAAAAAUCGGGAGUGAAAAUUGAUGAUUUGGCUUGUGAAAAUGUAUAUUUGGUGAUUCUACUAAGAAAAGGUUUUUUUGGGCCAAGGGCAUGAAGAAAAGAAGUGAUACACGUUUUCCUGGAUUUGAUAUGCUUGAAAAUUCAAUUUAAAACGUAUUUACGGCGAAAUAUUUUCGAAACUUGGGCCAUGUGUAAAAUGAAAAAGAAAAGUAAAAGUAUUUCUGCUAUCGAAUAAUUGAUAUCUUUUGACGAAUUCUCGCUAAAUUUUCUUAAAUUUAUGAGCUUGAACUUGGAAAAAACUAUGAAACGGCUAGGGAAAGAUAUUAUGUUGAGCAAAAAAAAGUUCUGAAUUUUCAGUGAAAAAAUAUUUUUUAAUUUGUAUUUUCAGGUCGCCGAACUCAUCGACACGGCCUUCAUCGUUGUCCGAAAACGGCCACUCAUCUUCCUUCACUGGUACCACCAUGUGACCGUUUUGGUCUACACCUGGCACGCUUACAAGGAUCACACAGCUUCCGGUCGGUUUUUGUUUUUCAUUUUUUUCUUCAUCAGCUGAAUAGAAAAGAGCAAAAUUUGAACAGUGAAAUUUUAUCUGAGAAGGUGGAGAACAAGGAAGUUUUCUGAAAUCUCUGAAACUUGAAAACUGCUAUAAAAUAAUUCUUUUUCUUAUCUUUUUGAAAAUUAUGAGGUUAUUUUUGCUUUACUCAGCUGACAUGUGAGGUGUACUUUCGAGCGCCCUGAUUUUAAAGCUCAAUAAUCCUUUUUAUGGAAAUUUUUCUCAUGGUUAAGAGUAAGUUUUUUGUAUUCUGUAGGCGUCCAGCUCGAUUAGAAAAUAUAAUAAUUUGGAAAUUUUCGAGUGAGUUGAUCAAAACAGUUUAAAAACCGAAGUGUAUAGUGUCUAAAUGUCUUUAUCUAAAUAUCAUCUCUCCCAUGACACAGCCUUUUCCAUUUAUAUGAUUUUUUCAGGCCGCUGGUUCAUCUGGAUGAACUACGGUGUCCACGCUCUGAUGUACUCGUACUACGCCCUCCGCGCCUUGAAAAUGCGUCUUCCCAAGCAAAUCGCCAUGAUCGUCACGGUUCUCCAAAUCUCCCAAAUGGUCAUGGGCGUCAUCAUCGGCGUGACUGUCUACCGUGUCAAGGUGAGAAAAAUUGCCUGUAGUUAUUUUUUCGGCUUAAAAAAUCUUUUUGCGUCUAUUUUAGUGUGUGCUCGAAGUGAUCGAGAUUCGUUUCGUGAAAAUAUUACGCUCGAAAUUUUUCUUUUUUCGUUCGAUAAAAAUGGGAAAGCAUCUUUUUGAAUACAUUUCGUGCGUAUUGAUUGGUUUAGUCAACAGGAAGCAAAAUUCAAACGACGGUGACAUCAAAUUGGCGCCAAAAACGCAUCGCGUCCGCUUUGCACACGAGGGUUCAAACCAAGAAAAACGGGUCAUAAUAUUGCAAAGCUUCAUCUGAAAAUACAAUAGAAUUCUGUAAUUUUUGAGCUCUAAAAAUCGUCUUUAUCGAUUUCAGAGAUUUAGAAAGUUCAAACAAAAGUUUCUUCAGGCUGCCGGCGGAGCUUGCCAACAAACGUACGAGAACCUGGCCCUCUGCUUCACCAUCUACUUCUCCUACUUCUUGCUUUUCUGCAACUUCUUCUACCACGCCUACCUCAAGCGCAACAACCGUUAUGCUCACCUCGAGGCGAAGAAAAAGAAAGAAUCCGUCGUCGAACAGAAAGUUAGUUUUUCUUUCAACAAAGUUUUUUCAGCUCUUUUUCAAGAAAGAUGGAAGAUAGUCUUUACUUUGAGAUAACUAAUUUUCACUUCUUAAUGUAACUCUGGUUUGAAGAAGGUUGUUCCUAAGCCGUUAUCCUAAUUUAUUAGCCUAGCUUUUUCAGAAAGUUCAAGCGAAUAAUGUUAAUUUUCAAGAGCACUUGACUGUCUCUAAAUGUUUGGCCUAAAUUUCGUAUAUAGGCAAAAUUAUCCGCUCGAUUUAUAGUUUUUGGUCAUUUUUCCUCGUUACUAUCGAAAGAAAGGCGCAGAAAUCCUAAUACUUCUUCCUGAAACUUUUUUUUUGUUCAAAAUUAGCUCUAUUCAAUAAGAAUUGUUCAAUUCUCCUUCUAGGAACUGGGAUCAUUAUCAUUGUUUUACUGUCCUUUUCUUCUCCUGGAGAACAAAACUUUGCUUCCAGGACGAGCUCGAGCCCAAGGAGGACAUCAACGCCAACAUUCAUCCGUCUCUUCUUGGCUCUACCACCAAGCGUCGUGUCCAGAAAGCUGACUAA